This is a messenger RNA of Dermacentor albipictus, 7963 nucleotides long. It is a transcript of the gene DAAM, whose product is annotated as disheveled-associated activator of morphogenesis-like protein. Gene Ontology annotation, molecular function: actin binding; small GTPase binding. Gene Ontology annotation, biological process: actin cytoskeleton organization; positive regulation of actin filament polymerization. The record is from RefSeq and is a predicted model, not a curated record. Lineage: Eukaryota; Metazoa; Arthropoda; Arachnida; Ixodida; Ixodidae.
AAAGGAUCGCACAGUUGUGAAGAGGUAGUCACGUGCUGUCACAUUCGCCGUCGUUUUCCUUGCGUGCCGCCAUCCUCCGUCCAUCUUCGCGAACCUUGUAAUGCGCAGAGUGGCCAGAGUGGGCCCCUGACUUUUCCUGUCUCGCACGGCGCGCUGCUUCGCUUUUCGGAUACUGCUUCGGUGCUGCUUGUAGGACGAGACAAAAGCUUGUUCGAAAGAAUUUUUUUGUUCGUUGGUGCCGCGGGUGAAACGUUCGACGCUCCUUACGCACGCUUUCCUGGUGACGCUAUGUUCAUCGAGCGGGCUUUCCUCAGCGAAUGUGUCGCAAGCUGGUCGACGGUGAUGAAGCCAUCGUCAGCGGUGGCGCCGCUUCUGGUUUGAUCUGCCGCGGUACCGCAUGUGAUGUGACGACGUCGAGUGAACGCGAUGGCGAAAAGAUGCGCAGUCGUGGCGACCCGAGCUUCCCGGACACACGUCGACGAUCCGUCGCGAGAGCAACUAGUGCUCUCGCUUCCCGGAGGACUGCCGGCCAUGCCCGCUCGACGCCGGCGGGGGGUCGCCAGCAAUCGGGCGAGUGCAGUCGGGGGAGUAGGAGGCGCGGGAGGAGGAAAGGCCAAUGGCGGUGGUGGCGUGGCGGCGAGCCUGUGCUCCUGCUUCUCAUCGGGGCCCGACGAGCCUCCGGAGAUCACCUAUCACGUGGUCGAGAACGGCGUCGUCACCCUGCCCCCGCCGCCGCUGCUCACCCCGACGCACCCGAUGCCGGACGAGGCCGAGCUCAACGCCAAGUUCGCCGAGCUGGUGGAUGAACUUGACCUUACGGCCGCCAAGAAAGAGGUCAUGUUCAACUUGCCUUCGGAGAAGAAGUGGCAGCUGUAUCUCAGCAAGAAAACGGAACAGCACGACACAACAUCAUCCCAUUUUCCGGAUUACUACAUUGAACGAGUGAACGCUAUGUCCAUGCUGCUGUUUCCUCGAGAAGAGGAGGAAGUCAACACCCGUGCCAAACUGCUAGAUAACCUCAAAACUGCACUCCGUACACAACCAAACAGCUUCGUGACGCGCUUUCUGGACCAGGAUGGCCUUAUCUGCCUAUUAAAUUUCCUGGUCGGCAUGGACUACAACACGGCUCAGAGUCCCAUCCACACUUCCCUCAUCGGAUGCGUGAAGGCACUGAUGAACAACUCGAAUGGCCGGGCCCACGUUCUGGCUCACCCUACGGCCAUCAACACCAUAGCGCAAAGCCUGAGCACGGAGAACAUCAAGACGAAGAUCGCUGUCCUUGAGAUCCUGGGCGCCAUGUGCCUCGUGCCCGGAGGCCACCGGAAAGUACUCGAGGCCAUGCUGCACUAUCAGAAGCACGCGUACGAACGUACGCGAUUCCAGACCGUGCUCAAUGACCUGGACCGGAGCACAGGCGUGUACAAGGAUGAGGUGAAUCUCAAGACGGCCAUCAUGUCUUUCGUGAACGCGAUCCUGAAUUACGGUCCGGGCCAGGAACACUUGGAAUUCCGGCUGCACCUGCGCUACGAGUUCCUCAUGCUCGGCAUCCAGCCCAUCAUCGAAAAACUCAGAGGACAUGAGAACGCUACGCUGGACAGGCAUCUUGACAUCUUUGACAUGGUCAGGAUCGAAGAUGAAAAGGAACUUGCACGAAAAUUUGACAUGGCGCAUGUAGACACUAAAAGCUGUACUGCGAUGGUGGAAGCCAUCAAAAAGAAGCUCUGCAUGACACCUGCCUAUCCACACUUUCUGUCAUUACUUCAUCAUGCACUGCUUAUACCCUAUAUUGGAGGUUCUGCGGAACAUUGGAUACUGUUCGACAGAAUCGUCCAGCAAAUCGUUGUUCAAGGAGAAAAUGGAGAGAACUACGAUCUCGCCCCAAUUGAGAUCAACGUCAAGAAAAUACUCAAGGAGCUUGCCACUGAGGAGGAGUUGAGGAUUGCGAAGGAGAACGCCGAGAAGUUUGAGAAGGAGAACAUUGAACUGGCAACUCAAAUUGUGAAGAAGGAACAAGAGUUGGAACAGAGUACGCAAGAAAAGGAAGACCUCCAGAGUACGUUGGCAAAGACAAAGGACAAGUUGGAACGAGAGACGGUGAGCCACUUGGAGGACAAGCAGAAAAUCGAAGAACUCGAGUACAGGAUAAGAGAAAUGACGCAAAAGCUGGACUCCGAGCGACGGGAGAGAAGCUAUGCCGAGAGCACGAUCAGGAAUGGACUGCCCGAGGACUCGCGCCUGUCUAUUCACCGCGGAAGCCUGCCCUGUGGGCCUCUGCACUCCAUCGGCUCAAUGGGCACGCUGCCACCACCUCCACCACCAAUGCCAUCGAAUGGAGCACCGCCGGCUCCACCGCCGCUUCCAGGCAUGGGCAUGGCCCCACCACCACCACCAUGUCCUCCACCCUCGACACGGACGCCGAGGAUCAAGAACAUUCCCCAGCCAACGAACCCUCUCAAGUCCUUCAACUGGUCCAAGUUGCCAGAAGCCAGGGUUGACGGCACCGUGUGGACUGAACUGGACGACACGAAACUGUACAAGGACAUCGACCUGGCCGACAUCGACAGGACGUUCUCAGCAUAUCAGAAGCAGCAGGGGUGCGGGACCAACGGUUCGCUGGAGGACAUCCCCGCUCUCACGUGCCGAAGCCCUCGGGUCCGGGAGCUCUCGCUCAUCGAUGGCCGCCGGGCCCAGAACUGCACCAUCCUGCUCUCGAAGCUGAGACUCACAAACGACGAGAUCUGCCGCGCCAUCCUCUCGAUGGACUCCAAGGACCAGUUGCCUAAGGACAUGGUGGAACAGCUACUAAAGUUCCUUCCAAGCCCUGAAGAAAAAGUUUUGUUGGAGGAACACAGCAGUGAGAUGGAAAGCAUGGCGAAGGCUGACAGAUUUCUCUACGAAAUCAGCAGAAUAAUUCACUACGAGCAGCGUUUGAGGACGCUGUACUACAAGAAAAAGUUUCAGGAAAGAGUUUCUGACUGCAAACCGAAGAUUGUCGCUGUUGUGGAAGCAUCGAAGGAGGUACAACGGAGCAAACGGCUCAAGAAACUCCUGGAGGUUGUGCUGGCUUUCGGCAACUACAUGAAUCGCGGACAACGGGGGAAUGCAGUGGGCUUUAAGCUGUCCAGUCUCAACCAUCUUGCCGACACCAAGUCCAGUACCAACAGGAACUACACCUUGCUUCACUACUUAAUUGAGACCCUAGAGAAGAAGUUCAAAGAUACGCUAAAACUGGAGGAGGACAUACACCAUGUUAAGAGAGCGGCGAAAGUGAACCUGGCCGAGCUCGAAAGAGAGAUCAGGGAUCUCAAGACCGGCCUCAACGAGGUUCAGAAGGAGCUGGACUUUCUGCGAGGACAGCCGGCCCAGCCAGGCGACAAAUUCGUUCUCGUCAUGAAAGAGUUCAUCACCGGCGCCACGUACAAAUUCUCGGAGCUGGAGGACAGUUUUCUCGACAUGAAAUCGAGGUACGAGAAGACUGCGCGGAGGUUUGGGGAAGACCCGGUCCAGGUGCCACCCGAUGAGUUCUUCAGCAUCUUCGACUCGUUCCUGGUCUCGUUCAACGAGGCCAAGAAUGACAACGAAAACUUCAGGCGGAAGAAGGAGGACGAGGAGCGGCGCAGCAGGCAAGAGGCCGAGAAGCGAGAACGCAAGGACGGCACCCUCAGAGGCCUGGCCGCACUCCGAGCCAACGGUUCGGCGACGCUCAACGGCUCCAUCAACAGCCUCAAGGCCGGUGGACCCGCCGCCCUGAACGGCAGGGCGACGGCGGACGACAAGGGAGAGUUCGACGACCUCAUAUCGGCGCUCCGCACGGGCGACGUGUUCGGGGACGAGUUCUCCAAGACGCGCCGCAACCGACGCCGCGGCAGCAGCCCCGCCGCCAACAACGGCUCCUCGCUGCUGGCCGAGAACGGGCAUCACGUGAUCGUCAACGGGUCGGCAUUGCACGACACCUCUCGGGACCGCAUAGUGACGCGGAAGCUAAAGUCAUGAGGCCUAGUCUAGCAGUCUGCCUCUCCUAUCCUGCAUUGCGCCUUGUUCACACGUGGUGGACCGAUGGGCUUGAUUUCUUCAAGGACGGCAGUCAGUGCGGGCGUAACAGCUUUUGUCAUAAGUGCGUACAGCAGUUAAGGCCUCAUGACUGUCACCUUGACGUGCUGAAAAGUGGUUGAGCCGUCCAUGAGGCCUUCUCAAUCAGUAUGCCCCCAUUUGUUUUCUGCUUUCCUUCUCCAGGAUAAACCAUUGGGUUUUUUCCUUUCACGGCGGAAGUCAAUGCUAAUGUUACAGCUUCUGUUAUAAGUACACAAGUUAGUUAACCCCGCCAGACUUUCGCCUUGACGUGUUGAGAAGGGUUUGACCGACGUGAAGCCUUGUCCAUCACACUGCUCCUACUGUUUUGUGCUUGCUUUGUUCGUAGAGGAUGAACCUUUGGGCUUGCUUUUUAUUCAAUGCGGAAGUCAGUGCUAACGUUACAGUUUCUGUCACAAGUACUUAAGCCACUUUAGGUUUCAUGGCUAUGGCCUUGACAUGCUCAUGAGUGGUUGGGUCGGUGGACCAUUGGGUUUGCGUUUUCUGUCAGCGCGGAUGUUACAUUAUUUGUAUUAAAUGUGUAAAUGUUAGCUAGUUAAGGCUUGGUCAGUGCAUUGACGUGCUAAGAUGUCGCAGGAGUAAUGGGCAUUUCGGUUCAACUUCGAACAGAAAUGCAGUACACGGAAGAGGCCCGAAACUGCAGUUUUACAUUUUGUUUGUCAAAGCUUCCUUACUGAACUGGGCAUAUUAGUUUUUGUGUAAUGAAGGUGCUGAUGGUAACAAACGAAGUUGUCAAGGACGACCGGCCUGGCGAAUUUCUUUAUCGAUACGAUGCAACCUUCCUAUUCGAUCAUUAUCCUUUGGGUCACCGUGUUGAUUGUGAACUUAAAUAAUACGUAGCUUGUAGCUCUAGCCUUGGAGAUAAACCUCCUUGCUGUAAAUAGCCUCUAAAACAACUUUUGCUAGCGUGUCUGAUAUAGUGGGUGGUGAACCUUUCUGAUUCUGGAAGCACUGAAGCGUUUGAAGCAAAGAUGGAUGGAAGUAGGCACGGAAUACCAAGUGACUAUGUGCGCGUACUGGUUGUUUACUGAUAUGGGUUUACGAAACGGAAGCAUACGCAACGUUACAGGUAAUUGAAAAUUUACAGUCAGGUUGCGUAUGUGUGUUUGGUAGACACAAGUGAGUGAGCAUUUCUAUAGUACUUAGACACAUGUUCCACCCUCUUGUCUGUCUUUUAGUUGUGAAGACUCAUCCAUUUCUAGAUUAGGAGAAAGAGUGCCAUAUAGAGAACUGUCACCACGCAGCUACAUAUGGUAAUUGUGUCAUGUGGCCCAGUUCCUGCUCGGGCCUUCCGUUGUGACUCUCGUACUUGUGAGACACUGUAACCUAUUCAAACACAAACAGUGACAAUUCUUUUGCGUCGAUUUGUGUUUGUGUGACUAUCAGUCAGUUCGCUAUGCGAUACGGAAAGGCAGUGUAUUACAGAGAAACAUAUCUUAAUGUAAGAAGUCUAUCCGGAUGCUUAUAGACUUUGACAAGCUUGCUUGGACUUACGAGUACGUGAGCGGGACAUUUUCCGAACUUAAGAAAUUUACUUGCGUAAACUUGUGAAUAGCCAUCGUCACUCAUAGGAGUCGGCCGCAAGGAAAGGUUAUAAGGUGCUGAUCUAACAUAAUAAUCGUUCUGUUGUCGAUAAUGCGUUCGCUUCAGGCAAUUUCAGUGAACGCACAUUUAAAAUUUGGAAGCUUUACUCGAAAUCGAACGGUAUGAGAGAACGCGCGCAAAUGAGCUUGUUAAAUAGAUUUACCGCGGCAAUUGGCAACUAAUGUAGCUUUGUAUUUUAUUGUGUAACUAAAAUUACGUGCGAACAAUUCACAUAUAAGUCACAUAUAUCUGCAAGGAACUAAGGGUAAAUGCACAGAUAUGAUGACGAGAUGAAAGUGUUGGUCAAAUGUAGAAGGAUCAAUGAAAGCCGCCUUUCUAAUCAUCUAAACUCUGUCCUCUAGGAUAAUUUCAGUGUUGUAAUUUUACCGACGAUUAGUUUGUUUUCUUCGGAAAAGCAUUGAACCAGACACACAGGUUUCACGAAUACGUGAAUAUAACGACUACAUAUGUGAUAAGGUGACUCCAUUGUACAACAGGAAGAAGGAAAUCGAAGCGAUAUGCAUUCCAAUGUUGCCGUAUUCACCAAAAUAGAAGUGCAAUUUGAUAGAUAAUGUUCCCGAGUAAACGCGUUUGCAUACUUUCUUAUUCCGUGUUGUCCUUGCCGUUGAUAUCGUGCUCUGAUUGUCCUUCUUGAAAAGAUAAGCAUCGUAUCGCAAGUAAGAUGGCCUCUAUAACAGCUAUUUCGCGACUGCAUUGAUGAUGUUUUACUUAUACCGAUCAUCUUACGUCAUGGGUUUUCAUCUAAAACAAACUUUGCUGCGAUCGUGUAACUCUUAACAUUUUAAUUGUUCUUAUAAUUACGCUGUUCGUUUUAACACGUUCUAACGCGCCUUUAGCAAGUUUUCUUUCUCAUUAGUUGUUAUCUGCUUGUGUACAGUAUGCCCCACUUUAACACGCUGCUCCUCAUUACUUCUCAAAACAAUAUAACUUGAAUAUAUCAUCAGUCUCACACAGAAAAAGUUUUUACACUAUGAAACGCCUAUAUCGGUAAAACAAUUAUCGGCUACGUUGUUGAAGCGAACGCUCUAGCCACUCUCUAAAUAAUUAUUUUAUAUUUGCUAUAACAACGGAGCUUAGUGUGCAAGUGUGGACUUACAUUUGUUUAGCGAACUUCAGUCUGAUUCACAAAUAUGCAAAUGUUUGUUCAACAUUUUCCUUUUCAUUGUUUUAUUGGCCUAAAGACCUCACACUGUCUGUUUAGUCAUCUCUGUGCUAUCACACACUCUAGGCAAGCUGAAUGUCUGGACAAGUUUCUCAAAUUGUGACAGCUUUGCUAACAUAGCACAAAGAAAGUGUUGUAUGUAGCAUUACUUAGCUGGUCUGUGCAUCAUUACCAACUGUACAAUGCAGAUGAACUCUCACAAAGUGUGUUUGUCAGUUACCGUUGUGAGCUACAUAUAAAUAUAUACAUACCUAACAUUUGUACAUAAGACGAACAAGUCAACUGUAUAUGGACACAGUGUGUGUUUUUGUUUCUUCUAUAUAGUGUACAUAGCUAUUGCGCACGUUCAUCUGCAAUGCUGAAUCCUCGUCUAUGAAGUUGUGUGCUAGAAAGCGCCCCCCAAACAUGCAGCCACCUGUUUCCAACGAACUUUCGUUUCUUGAGCCUUCAUUUAUUAACUGUCACUCACUAUCACGAUAACGCUUCUUGACUUAACAUACAAUAUAUGUCGUGCGAAGUUUUGCUAACCAUCCGCGCUUUCAAGGUGUAUUGAAGAACCUUGCGCAACCUUUUUUUGUACUGCUCUUUAACGCGAGCGUUUUGUACUUUUAUAUUCCCUAACCGUCGUGCUUGAAUAUCUGCUAUACUUGUGUUUCCAUUUAUUUCUAGCCUUUGCCGGAAAAUUAUUUAGCUCUGAUGUCUAGUCGUAAGUGUGAGAUGUAGAAAUGCGAAUACGAAACAUUAUUUACACUAAACGAGGUUCGUGCCAGCGUAAACACGCUCGCGGUUCUCCUAAGUCAAGGUUGCUCUCUGCCCUUAACCGAACAAUUCUCGCCGCGAUUGCUAGCGUGAGGCAACCCGAAGAAGGCGUGGGUUGUCAGUAACCCACACACUGGCACGGGUCGUGCAAUGCUGCUUGUUCCAACCUCAACUGUUGGCUCCAUUCUGUCACAUGUCGGCGGAGUUGAGACCAUUGCCGCGUUGAGAGUCGAGCGGCGUGUCAAAAUGUUGAAUGUUGUGUGUGAGAUCCCCGAAUUUUUUCAUUGUUUUUUUUCUUUACUUUCUUCUGUAUGUGUAGAAUAAAUAUGCUGAGAUACCUUAACGAAA